Messenger RNA from Brassica napus (rape), 4437 nucleotides. RefSeq names its product protein NOI4-like. The coding region runs from base 236 to 445 and encodes 69 amino acids. Lineage: Eukaryota; Viridiplantae; Streptophyta; Magnoliopsida; Brassicales; Brassicaceae. The transcript has a single exon. The record is from RefSeq and is a predicted model, not a curated record.
UAUUCUACCGUGUCUGAAACGAGUCCAAUUCGUAGGAAGCUUUCAAAGACAAUCCUAAUUAUCUGUUUAUUUUUUUAAUCUCUUUCUUCUUUCUUCUUUUUCAGUUUUUCCAUUAUAAAAACUUCAUCGUGGGUCAGAACCUCUAAACAAAAUCAUCAACUCGUCUAAGAAGAAGAAGAAAAGGUUUUAUAUAUUUUUCCAAGAGAUUAAAGAUUGUUAACUUUCUCGAACCAAAAUGGCAUCUAACGACGCUGGAAGGCCGUUGCCAAAAUUUGGGGAAUGGGAUGUGAAUGAUCCGGCGACGGCGGACGGAUACACGGUGAUAUUCAGCAAAGCCGGUGAAGAUAAAAAGACGGGACGGAGUUCGACCAAGACAAAUUCUCAGAGGAAACAAGACGGUGAUAAACCAGCGGUCAAGAAAUGGCUCUGUUUUACCUUCUCUUGAUUUUGUAUUAAACUCUAAUCUAAUCCUAAGAGAGAGUUUAGCUUUGAGCCUGAUGAGCCUCUGAGAACUUUUAGUCAUCUAAUACAAAAGAUUCUGCCUUUUUGUUUUCUUAUGAUGUAUUUAUGCAUUGGGUAAUAAUAUGCAUAGAAUCAACAAAACUUGUAGUUCUUGAUAUGUGAUUAAAGAAUGAAAAGAUUUAAUGAAAUGAUAAUGUUGAAUGAUUUGGUCUGCAAUGUAAGAAAAGAUGAUUAAUAUGAGAGUAAAAGACAAUAAGGAACAUAGUAAACAGAGAGAUAAGUGAUGAAGAGUAUAUUAAGUUGAGAAUAAGAGAGUAUGAAUAUCAAGAGAUUAUAGAGAUUGACAGUAACCAAGAGAGAAGAGAAUGGUGAAGAAGAAAGGGGAACUCCCCUCUUUCAGCUUAGAUUAUAAUUGAUUACAAUGAGGGCUCUUUAUACCCAACACACACACUAGACAAAUGAGAGGAAGAAGACAAAGAGAGAUAGAUCUGGAUUCAAAAUGAAUGGUUAGGAUGGGAGGAUCUGAAUUAAUUUGAAUUGAAUGGCUGAGAUGCAGGAGAGCUUCCAAUGUGAUAGUGACAACUCCUAACAGCCAUUUUUCUUCUCUCCAACAUGUUAUUUUAAUCACCACUUGUCCAGCCUCUCUCUCCAAAGGUCAGAACCUAAUUUGAAUUCAAAUUUGCCUCUCAAGUUGAAGUUGCACGAAUUUCACCCUUAGGCACAAGUCUGGCGCUCAAGUCUCAAGUCUGGCACUCAAGUCUCAAGUCUGGCAGCUUACAUCUCAAGUCUGGUGCUUCUUAUAAAGCCUUAUAAAACCUUUAUAAAACCUUAUAAAACCUUAUAAGACCUUAUAAGACUUUAUAAGUAUUUUCAAGUGUGGCAGCUUAAUUCUCAAGUCUAGCAGCUUAAUUCUUAAGUCUAGCUGCUUAAUUCUGCUUCAUGUCAACACUUCCCCUCAAGCUUGACCAUAGGAGAUCCUUGGGCAAGCUUGGAACUGAGAGUACUUGCCUCAUUAAAAACCUAAGCAUAGAAAACCCUUUGGGAUAAAACCACACUUAGGAAAAGAGUACAAGCCUCUCAGCCUAGGGAUUGACCAGUGAUUUUAUGAGCCUUAUGAUGAUGUUGAGGGACUCAUAAACUCUGGAUCAUGGCCUUACUUCAAUGGCAAGCAGACUCCAAUGCCUUCCUUGCUUCACACUUAAAACAACCUUUGAGCUUCUUCUUAUGACCAGAGCUUGUCUCCCCCUUUCUUCUAGCUUCUUGCUUCCAUUUAGGGUUGAAUCCAAGCCUGCCUUUUCUCAUGAGCUCAAUAGGUAUCUUGUAAACAUUUCUGGAAUGCUGGUGAGGAGUACUGAACACUUGAAUCCCUCACACCAGCUGCUUCUCAACCAGUCUGUGCAUUGUCACUCUUGAAGCUUUCAACAUGUAGGGGGACGUUGCAACUCCAUGAUCUGCCACCAUCAUGUGAUUGCUCAGCAAGAAAAUCCCUAGUUGAAUACUCCUUGUGUCCUUGCAUAUAUGUGACCAGAUUGUAAAUCACCAUUUGCUGGCUUCCUUAAACUUCAUCAACCAGGUACAAGCACACAUGCUAUGGGCUGAUUCAAAGCUUCCCAACUGAAGGUAUCUGUUCUAACUCCAUAUAGUAGCUGGUCCAUAGCUUCUCAACCAGAAGGUAUUGUUCCAACUGAAGGUAACUGCUCUAACUCUAUAUAGUAGUUGAUCCAUAGCUUCCCAACCAGAAGGUAACUGUUCUAACUCCACGCUUUGGGCUGAUCCAUAGCAUUCCACUCAGCUCCACAUGAUUUUCUUGUCAAGUAGUCUAUGAUGGCCAUCUGUUCUAACACCAAGUUGUUGAUGUCCAUGUUGAUUUUUCUUUGUAGUGGGUUCUAGAUGGCUGGUGAACUCCACUUCAACUCCACUUCUGAUCUGUGGUGAGGCAAUGGACGACUUGAACCUUCAGGAAUGAUGCUCACCAUUACCCCUCCUCAAGCUUGAUCCGGAGAGUAUAAGUGAAGGACCAAGCUUAGAAAGGGAGCAAUACUGAACCUAAACCAGGAGCACAACAGUACCAACACCUGCGCUUAAGCCAACUGAUCCACCCUUGGUCUCUGCUCCAAUGCCUUUAGAGGUAACUGAGGCAACAUAUGACUUGGACCUUCAGGAUUGCUCACCAUUACCCCUCCUCAAGCUUGAUCCGGAGAAAAUGAGUGAAGGACCAAGCUUGGAAGUGAGCAACACUGAGUCUUGAAACCAGGAGCGCAUCACCCUAACAGCUUCGCUUAAGCUAACUGGUUCCUCCCUUGAUCUCUUCUCCCCUGCCUCUUGUAAGUCUUUUGAACCAAGAGCUCAACAACCAAACGGUCUGCGCUUAAGUCAACCGGUUCUUGCAAUUCAUGAGGAGAUUCAGCCUGGUGGAUGGCUGAUCAAACAUUGGUCUGCCUCUCCAUCAAUACUCCUUCCUGAAGUAUCUUCAAAGCUCAGUCAUAUUCUAUCUCAGCCACGACUUAUUACCAUCUGGACUCCUCACACAAACAAUCUCUCCAUGGUCAGGAAUAUACACACUGUGUAGGCUCUGGAUCAUACAGGAAUGUACACAUGUGUAGGCUCUGAACAGCAUGGGAAAAGUCUUCGUCUUUGUCUUGAUUUGAUGAUGGACAGAGAACAACACUUGUGUACCUGAAACAUCACUCAAACUCCAGCAAGAAUCAGACCACACACACUAGGAUCAGACCUUGGUAACUCACCAAUCAUGAUCCCAAUGUUUUAAGAAAAUGCAAUAGAUAGAAUCUACACAACUCAUUCAGUUCAAAUCCAUGCAAACUAUUCACUAAAUGCUCAGGUAUGAUAACUCAUCAAUUACAAGGCAUUUAGGCUAUUUUUAAUGACCAUUUAAGUAACAACAUGAUUAAUUAAAUGUCAAAACAUGGACUAGAUAACUUAUUUAAUCAUCCCAAGCAGUUCAUGAAUGCAUCACAGGACCAGAAACAACAUAUAGAUGCAAACAAGACUAGAAACAACAUAUAGAUGCACUACAAGACCAGGAAACUCUCCUAGACUUUUAGCAAUGCAACAAGACACAAAACAGGUUCUAGACAACUCGCCUAGACCUUACACAACUCAAACAAUUGACCUAAAACAAUAACUAGUCAUAACCAUGCUGGUAAACUUAGAAAUAAUUUUAAAAAAAAACAGAAUCAACAAACACAACUUAAGUAUCUUGAGACAUGAACUAGGUUCAACAACUCUAGCAACUUGAACAUGUCCCAAGUAUACUAAACACACCACUCAACACAACCAGAACCAUUAUCCCAAAUUCAUAUCAAGAAGGAGAGGUUUAACUUACAACCAAGGAACCUGAGCUGGUUCCUUGAACCUCCAAUACACAUGGGUCAUGACAAUUUGUUGGAUCUGAGAUGUUGAGUUGAACUCCAACUCCUUCUCUUUAAGUACAUGACCUCCUUCUUGUAUCCAUCACACCAAAGUCUCCUCCUUUCUUCAUGCUUGAGGGUCGCCACCUUCUUGGAAGCUCUCUUCUUGGAUAGAGAAAGAGAACCACUUGUACAAGGUAGUUUUGAAGCUUUGCUAGGAAAACUACUCAAUAAACUUUUGCUUUCAAGUGGUUUCUUCACCAUAUUUGACAGGGGAAAAGAGAUUGGAAACUUUGGAAAACAAUAGACUGCUGGAUAAAAGAGUGUGCUCAAAAAUCUUCAAGAAAAAUGAGUGGUAGACUGAACUGGUUGAGCUUGAUGAGGGUUCUUGAGGCUUAGAGACUUGUAUACACCUUGCCUUAGAGCUGGUUGUGGGUUCUUCCUUCUUGGAAAACCUUUGGACCGCCGGAUAAAAGGUUGUACCAGACUCAUAUGAAGAUGAACUGAGAAUGAAUUAGAUUUGCGGAAGCUUUUGUGAGGUUCAGGAGCUUAAAGCUCUGAUACCAUGUAAGAAAAGAUGAUUAAUAUGAGAGUAAAAGACAAUGAG